Oldenlandia corymbosa var. corymbosa is the source of this 342-nucleotide messenger RNA. The record is from the annotation of a GenBank genome assembly. NCBI's taxonomy places the organism in Eukaryota, Viridiplantae, Streptophyta, Magnoliopsida, Gentianales, Rubiaceae.
AUGGGACGGACUAUUAGCUAUCUGAGUUUGUGCAACAAAUUACAGGAAGUGUGGGAUGAAACGGAAGGCUUUGCACUUAUGAAUCUGGGAAGGGAUUACUUUUUGGCCAAAUUCUGGAAGGCUGAGGAUUUUCAAAAGAUCUUAAAAUCAGGGCCGCUCUACUUCUAUGGAGCUUAUUUCCACAUCUGGGAGUGGGAUAGCUCUUUUGAUGCUGCAACGAACAAAGUGAAAUCGCUGACUGUUUGGGCUAGGAUGCCGGGAUUACCGGUACACUACUACAACAAGGGAUUUCUGCGCCAUAUUGGCCAACUUCUAGGGAGAGUAGUGCAAAUUGACCACUAG